GAUGAUGGCAUCACAGUCAAUAAGACAAAUUAUAUUACAUUGAGAGAUGAAGCAGACGAAAUAGAUUCUUUGGAUUAUGAUGAGAUGGAGGUUGAUGAAGUUGCGAAGAAUGAUAACGAAGUUCAAAAUGAGAUAGAUCAUGAAGAAAAGGAUCGAUUGAAUUUUAAAAUGAUUAAUAUGAAGUGUUUACGAAUUAUUCAAUCCAUUUUAGAAAAAAUUGGAGAAAGUUUAAGAAAUAAUCCAUCCACUUCUGGUUUUAUUGAUGAAGUAAUUAUACCAAAUACACAAAGUAAAGAUCCUGAUUUACGAGAAAUGAGUAUUCACUGUAUUGGACUAUGCUGCAUACUUGAUCAGUCAUUGGCUAAUGAAAAUCUUGUGGCUAAGAAUGCACUUAAUAAGUUUGAAAGUAAUUUGCUCAAAUAUUUUGAAGACGCACCCAAUGUUUUAGAUGAUGAAGAAUUAGAAAUGUUAAGAGAUAUACAUGAUUUUAUAAAUGAUGUAGAAUAA
Molecule: messenger RNA, 507 nt
Organism: Entrophospora sp. SA101
Lineage: Eukaryota; Fungi; Glomeromycota; Glomeromycetes; Entrophosporales; Entrophosporaceae
Source: the annotation of a GenBank genome assembly